CACCAGCGAGAAGCUGUUGUUUUGUAUGGCGGCAGACAGCAUGUGAAGUUAUUUGAUCCCAGAACAAAAGAAACAAGGAGGAAGGAACAAUCCGAUGCUGGGAGGGACUCACAGCGAGGGGCCCCUGACUCAGUCUGACAUCUACAAGCAAUUAAUCUCCUAAUCGUCUGACUUCUUUUCACUCACUUUUAUUUUUUAUUCAAGAUUUCUCUGCUUUUUUUCUUCAAAAUGUUUGGAAAUGUCUGAUUCAACUUGAGAGGAAAAGAGCAUCUCUUUAGCUCUUCUUAACCCCGAGUAAGGAAGAAAAGCAUAUUCAGCGGCAGGCAGAGUCACACUUUUAAAAUUAACAGAGUGAGAGACACAGUGAGAAGUACAGAGAGAGGGAGUGCAGGUCCCUCUGUGCACCACGAUGCUGCGCUACCUGAUCAAGACCUUGUUGCAGAUGAAUCUGUUCACAGACACCAUCCGAAACCCUUCCAAUGGAACUGAUGUCUACUUCAACAGCUCCCUGCAAUCCUUCAACGGCUCCCUGCCGUCCUUCAACAGCUCGCUGUUCGAGUGGGGAAACUUCACCGGCUUCAACGGAUCCCGACCCAGAUUAGAGGAUGCCGCCCCUCGGAUUGUAGAGCAUCCCUCUGAUUUAAUUGUGUCCAAGGGGGAGCCAGCUACCCUCAACUGUAAGGCUGAGGGGCGUCCGACCCCGAUGGUGGAAUGGUACAAAGACGGAGAGCGGGUCGAGACGGAUCGAGAGGACCCUCGGUCCCACAGGAUGCUAUUACCCAGCGGCUCCCUCUUCUUUCUGCGAAUUGUACACGGAAGACGAAGCAAACCUGAUGAGGGUGUGUAUGUGUGUGUGGCGCGCAACUACUUGGGUGAAGCAGUCAGUCGCAACGCAUCGCUGGAAGUGGCAAUUCUGAGAGAUGAUUUCCGUCAGACGCCCAGUGAUGUGGUGGUGGCAGCAGGGGAGCCGGCUGUCAUGGAGUGCAUCCCUCCCAGGGGCCACCCGGAGCCCACCAUUUCUUGGAAGAGAAACAACAUCCGGGUCAAUGAUCGAGAUGAAAGAAUUACUAUCCGUGGAGGAAAGUUGAUGAUUUCAAACACCAGGAAGAGUGAUGCUGGCAUGUAUGUGUGCGUUGGAACCAACAUGGUUGGAGAAAAAGACAGUGAUCCUGCUGAACUGGUGGUAUUUGAGAGGCCAGUGUUCACCAAACAGCCGGUGAACCAGGUGGUGUUGGCAGACGAUACAGUGGACUUCUCCUGCGAGGUACACGGAGACCCGACUCCGACUGUCCGCUGGCGCAGAGAGGAGGGCGAGCUGCCUCGGGGCAGAUUUGAAAUCCGCAGUGAGAAUAGUCUGCGUCUGACCCAGGUGCGAGCUGAAGACGAGGGCACCUACACCUGCGUGUCAGAGAACAGCGUCGGCAAAGCGGAGGCGUCGGCUGCCCUGCAAGUACACGUCGGCCCAUCCUUGCCUCCUCAGAUUGUGGUUCGACCGCGGGACCAGAUCACAACUCCAGGUCGUACCGUAACCUUCCUCUGUGGCACCAAAGGAAACCCUCCGCCAGCCGUCUUCUGGCAAAAAGAAGGCAGCCAGAUCUUGCUGUUCCCUGUCCAGGAGCCAUCACAGUCAGGACGAUUCACAGUGUCACUGAGUGGUGAGCUGACCAUCAAUGAUGUCCAAGUUGAAGACUCUGGCUAUUACAUCUGCCAGGCCAUCAGCGUGGCUGGAAGCAUCCUGACCAAAGCCCUGCUCGAGGUAGAAAGUGCACCUUCAGACCGGGUCCCUCCCAUCAUCCGCCAAGGACCAGCCAAUCACACAUUAUCUCCUGGAUCCAUGGCUCAGUUACACUGUCACAUCAUGGGCAACCCCAUGCCCAGCAUACAAUGGGAAAAAGAUGGCCAAAGGAUCCUGGGAAAUGAUGGUCGAAUCAGCUUGAUGGAAAAUGGAACUUUUCAGAUCACCAACCUCCAGGAAACAGACUCUGGGGUUUACACCUGCCUGGCUAGCAGCUCCAGCGGAGAGACGAGUUGGAGUGGAGUGCUCACAGUCAAAGAGAGCGCAGACGUGUCGGUAGCUCAGGCCACUGAACCCUUCCAGCUACCAGGCCCGCCACAUAAGCCCAUAGUCACGGAUGUGUCCAAGAACAGUGUCUCUCUGACCUGGCAACCCAAUGCCCAUGAGGGAGGAGCCGCUGUCACCUCCUACAUCAUUGAGGCCUUCAGCCAAUCAGCAGGGAGCACAUGGCAGACUGUAGCUGACAUGGUUAAAAUGGAGACGCACACCAUCACCGGCCUUCUUCCCAACACCGUCUACCUGUUCAUCGUCCGUGCUGUCAACACCUACGGCCUGAGUGACCCGAGCCCCAUCUCUGAGCCCGUCAGAACACAAGAUGUGAGCCCUACAGGUCAGGGAGUGGACCACAAGCAAGUGCAGAGGGAGCUGGGAGAGGUGGCUGUUCAGCUUCAGGACCCCGUGAUGCUAACAGCAGCUUCCAUUAGAGUAUCCUGGAACGUCGACCGUCAGUCUCAGUACGUCCAGGGCUACCGUCUGUCCUACCGGCCCAGCGGGGGAAUAUGGCUCCUCCAGGACAUCAAUUCCCCCUCGGAGCGCAGCACCGUCCUCACCGGCUUACUCAAAGGAACCGAGUACGAGAUAAAGAUCCGUCCCUACUUUGAUGAAUUCCAGGGCAAAGAUAGCAGAACGUUGCUAGUCCGGACCCCAGAAGAAGUGUCCACGUUGCUGAAGGGCCUGAUGCCCGGAGUGCUUUACCAAGUGGAGGUGGCAGCAGUGACUAGCGCCGGGAUUGGCACUCGCAGUCAGCCGGUGCCCGUCCUCAUCAAGCUGCCAGCUGAACAGCCCUCAUUAGCAGGUGGAAGCGGAGGCAGUGGUGACAAGACCAAUGGUGGUGAGGAGAGCAGCGUGAGUCUAGCUGAACAGAUUACAGAUGUGGUCAAGCAGCCGGCGUUCAUCGCAGGCAUCGGAGGAGCCUGCUGGGUCAUCCUGAUGGGUUUCAGUGUCUGGAUCUACUGCCGCCGCAAGAAGAGGAAGGAGCUGAGCCACUACACGGCCUCCUUCGCCUACACACCAGCAGAGUGUCUCUGUAGGCAAGGAGUACUUGGGGGCAACAUGGGCAACUACCCAUGGCUGGCAGACUCUUGGCCCACCACCAACUUGGUUCACAAUGGCAAAGAGGCCGUCAACUGCUGCCCGGCCAAUCCCGACACAGCUGAGAGAUACUACAACGAAGCUGGCAUCUCCAACUACCUGAAUCAGACUGAGAAGUACAGCAUGGGAGGCUCCACCGAAGGUCCCAUCUACAGCACGAUUGACGCCACCAGCGAGGACCUGCACAGUUUCACCUACGCCCAGCACAACUCCACCACUCCUUACGCUUCCACCUCCAUCAUGCCUUUCACCAACCAGACACAAGUUCCACCCCACGGCGGUGAGCAGCAAGACGACGGCCACUGGAUUACCCAGCCCGGUCCAUCUGGAGCUCAGUACGCCCAGCUGGACCGCUGCAGUGGUGAGGAAGGAUUUCAGUUCUGUGAAUUUGAAAUACACAUCUCUGUCUCCUGUGUAGAGCCGCCCACGGCCUCGCUGAGCUGUAAUCUGCUUCACUGUGUAUCUAGAUCGGAUGAGGAAUGGUGUCCACCCCUCCCUGAGAGGACAUACCUGAUGGAAGGCUGCGAGGACAGACCUUCGCCCCCUCAGAGGAACAACGCUUCCUCUCCAGCCACCUCCUACAGUCACCAGUCAACCGCCACGCUCACUCCAUCACCGCACGAGGAGCCCCAAGCCCACCAUGACCUCCCCCGUCAGAACCAAUCAAACAGCCAGCAGUUGUCACGAAGGUUACCCUGCGGUCCCAUGCCAGUUCCCCAGGCACCGAGCCCACUGCUCACCCAGUCCAACCCCAGCCUCUCCGGCCAACAGCAUCACAGCUCGUCAGAAGUUGGCAUGCUGCAGUGCCAGAGUCCUGCCCAUCGCUGCCUCCAGAGCCAGGGCCCAGCUCUGAAUGAAGACAGCAUCAGCACCACCACACCGGUGCACAGUCGCUCCUCCCCCGCUGAUACAAGUACUCCACCAAACCAAAAAUCAAGAGUGAAAAAAAAAGUGUCUAAGACUUCAGCUUACAGAAGAGACAUACAAGGAGACCUGCCCCCUCCUCCAGAACCACCCCCAGAAGAGGGCAGGUUACAGGACCCUCAGGGGUGCAUGGAGGCCAACUGUGUGACAAACGGCACCCUGUCCUCCCUGGAGAGGACUGAAUAUAGCAUUAAUAGCCAGCAGCGAAAAGGCUCGGGACAGAGACACACUGACAAUGAGGAGAUGAUCCUGUACAGCAGUAAGGCCGGUUACCUCUCCAGAGGUCAGAUGUCCAGUAACUGUUCAACUACGGGAAGUUCCUCAUCGAGAGGCUCCACAGGCUCCCGGGGGCUCAACUCAGCCAGGAAACACAAUGAGGAAUUAAGAUAAAGAAAUUCUAUCAGUGUACCUUUGAUGAUUUGAUCACCCUCCUGCUCCCCGCCCAUCUAACCACUGUGGAGACAAUAAGCUGAACAAGACAUGGAGCUUAGGGUUUCAGGAACCUAGAGUCAAACCUAUGUUAUUGCUGUAAACAGACUUUACAUUCUGCUUUUGGUAUUGCUCCGAAUAUUUAUGAGCCACUCAGAUCACUCCUCACCUUUGGUUUGUAAAUACCUGUGUCUGUAUUUUGUGAGCUCUGGAUACAGGGGUAAAAGAUGUAUAUUGUAUUUAUGAGGAUUAAAAAAAACACAAACGUCUGAUAUUUAAAAAAACAAACAAAAAAAAAGUCUUCUUGAAUGUGCCAACUUUUUUUCUCAAAAUGUAUACUUUUUGGAAAAGCAUUAACUACUGUUGCACUCUUGUUGUGAUGGCAAAACAACAGAAAAUAUGAAGCACAAAGUGUGUUUUCUGGUCGAGAAUGAGGGGUGGGGGGGGUCAGAAAAACCAAAACGAGCUGGGUCUCGCUCCCAGAUGGACGUCUCCGCCCCCCAACGCUUCCCCACCAGGAUCCCUGCUGCCAUGUUGUCCGCUACGAAUGUCAUAUUUUUCUAUGUUUCCUCUGGUUUCUCUGCUGCAAAGUGUUCCACUCUGCAGACAGACUGACAGACAGACAGACUUUAUGAAAGUUUGAUUGUAUUCCCUCUGCUUCCCUCUUGUCUGUCUGAGAGGCUGUUUGCUGCAUUUGUCAGAUGAAAUGUCAAUAUACUCCCUCCAAAACAAACAAACAAACAAACAAACAAACAAAAAAUGUCUGUGGACUGACUUUUUUGUACUCUUGUUGUUUUGUAAAUGUACAGUAAAACACAUUUGAUGA
Molecule: messenger RNA, 5345 nt
Organism: Neolamprologus brichardi
Lineage: Eukaryota; Metazoa; Chordata; Actinopteri; Cichliformes; Cichlidae
Source: RefSeq, a predicted model, not a curated record